Lolium rigidum is the source of this 1137-nucleotide messenger RNA. Its product is annotated as auxin-responsive protein IAA5-like. Gene Ontology annotation, molecular function: protein binding. NCBI's taxonomy places the organism in Eukaryota, Viridiplantae, Streptophyta, Magnoliopsida, Poales, Poaceae. Gene Ontology annotation, biological process: regulation of DNA-templated transcription. Gene Ontology annotation, cellular component: nucleus. The transcript is spliced from 5 exons. The record is from RefSeq and is a predicted model, not a curated record. The coding region runs from base 26 to 796 and encodes 256 amino acids.
CUCUCCCCGCACAAGCUCCAUUCCGAUGUCGGAGCCGCACGACUACAUCGGCCUCUCCGCCGCCUCGCCCACCCCGACCUCCUCCUCCUCCUGCUCAUCCUCGCCCAACCCCGCCGCCGCCGCCGCCGAGCUCGGGCCCCGCCUCACCCUCCGCCUCGGCCUCCCGGGCUCCGACUCCCCCGACCGCGACGCCAACCCCGCCGCAGCGCUCACCCUCGGCCUCGUCUCCCACAAGCCCGCCGCCAAGCGCGCCUUCCCCGACGCAUCCCCGCGCCGCGCCGCCGCCGCAGCCGACAAGGCGCCUCCCGCGGCUCCGCCUGCCGCCAAGGCGCAGGUCGUGGGAUGGCCGCCCGUGCGGAACUACCGGAAGAACACGCUGGCGGCCAGCGUCUCCAAGAGCAAGGGCGCGGAGGACGACGGCCGCGCGGCGGCCCCGUGCUACGUCAAGGUCAGCAUGGACGGCGCGCCCUACCUCAGGAAGGUCGACCUCAAGAUCUACGCGAGCUACGACGACCUCUCCGCCGCGCUGCAGAAGAUGUUCAGCUGCUUCAUCACCGGUCAAAGCGCCCUGCGUAAACCAUCAGCCAAGGACAGGCUUACUAACGGGAAGGCUGAUUCCCUCCAAGAUCAGGAGUUUGUCCUUACGUAUGAAGACAAGGAUGCCGACUGGAUGCUUGUUGGCGACCUUCCGUGGGAUUUGUUUACCACUAUCUGCCGGAAACUGAAAAUCAUGAGAGGAUCUGAUGCUGCUGGAAUAGCUCCAAGAGCCCUAGAGCAGACAGGUCAGAACAAAUAAGAACGACCUUCAUCUGCAGUAAAGAAAAAGAACCGAGCUAAGCCUUGAGAUGAUGUUGAUGACCUAAAUUAUUCGUGUCAAGUAUCUCAAAUAUCCCACGUGUUAGUGUAGUUCAUGUAUUUGUAAGACCUGCGUGCUACACAUGCCAGUAAUGUUAUCUGUUGAGAUAUUGCAAGUGUGAGGUGCCAUAUCUUCCCUUCAAAGGUUAUGUCAGGAAGCUCCGCGCUUCCUGUUUACGUGAGCUUUCUACCUGUAUUUUGUCAUACAUAUUUCAAGUGUUGCGCUAAGUUGUUCUACUCUCUAGAAAUUCUCCAAAUGUCACAAGAAGGUGGGUAUGCCAA